Thamnophis elegans (Western terrestrial garter snake) is the source of this 1737-nucleotide messenger RNA. RefSeq names its product ornithine decarboxylase antizyme 2 (gene OAZ2). Gene Ontology annotation, molecular function: ornithine decarboxylase inhibitor activity. Gene Ontology annotation, biological process: positive regulation of protein catabolic process. NCBI's taxonomy places the organism in Eukaryota, Metazoa, Chordata, Lepidosauria, Squamata, Natricidae. Gene Ontology annotation, cellular component: cytoplasm; nucleus. The record is from RefSeq and is a predicted model, not a curated record.
AUGAAGAUUGGCCAAAUCUCGUUUGAAUCUUGUGGUUUCUCACCUUUGUGUUUCUCUUCUUCUUCUUCCAGGAGUAUCUUACCUUUGAGUAACUGCCCCCAGGUACCGUGCUGUAGGCACAUUGUUCCAGGGCCUCUGUGGUGCUCCGAUGCCCCUCACCCACUGUCGAAGAUCCCCGGUGGGCGAGGGGUUGGCAGGGAUCCUUCUCUUUCAGCUUUGAUAUAUAAGGAUGAGAAGCUCACUGUUAACCAAGAUCUUCCAGUGCAUGAUGGGAAACCACAUAUUGUCCACUUCCAGUACAAAGUUACGGAAGUAAAGGUCUCCUCUUGGGAUGCAGUGCUAUCCAAUCAGAGUCUUUUUGUGGAAAUUCCUGAUGGCUUAUUAGCUGAGGGGAGCAAAGAAGGAUUAUUAGCGCUGCUGGAAUUUGCUGAAGAGAAAAUGAAAGCAAGUUAUGUCUUUAUUUGCUUUCGAAAAAGCAGAGAAGACAGAGCUCCGUUACUGAAGACAUUCAGUUUUCUGGGUUUUGAAAUAGUGAGGCCUGGUCAUCCUUGUGUCCCACCGCGGCCAGAUGUGUUGUUCAUGGUCUACCCGCUGGAUCAGGUCUCUUCCGAUGACGACGAUUAGACCGAGUGCAGCCUUUCAGUGGGGCCUGGACAUGGUUCGAGGACGAGAGGGGGCCAAAAGGCCUCUUCUGAGGAAAGGGAAAACAAAAUUCUUCUGGACUGAAACUGCAUUUCUUAUUGUUAGAGUGACCUGUAUAUCUUCUGAGUUGACUUUUCCAUUGAAAUGUGUUACCUAGCGAAUAAUAUAAAGUCUGCACAUGUAAUUGCACAAUAGUACAUGGAAGGUAAAUGGAGCUCUGGGGGCUCGCUCUUAAGCCUAGCCAAGGCAUCCUGCCCAGCCGGCCAGCCAGCCAGCCACACGGUGGCUCCGGAGCCCACAGACGGAGAGAGGGAGAAGCCUCAAUUGCUUGUUACAUACAUGUUGGGCUUAUCUAUUAGUUUGGAUAUUUGGCUUUCAUUUCAAAUGCAUAUUUAUAUGUUCACUCAGACUCUUAAGCCGGGGGGGGGGGGAAUGUUUUGAGUGUGGAAACAUAAGGAACAUUUGCUUUCUUGCUUUGGUUCUUUUUUUUUUUUGAUGGCGCCACUGGGCUAAGCAAUGCUCUGGGGUUCUGAGAAACACUCUUAUCCUCUUUCCGGCUUUUUAUUAGGUUAGUAUUAACUCUAGCGUAGCUUCAUUUAGGAGGAGGAGGAGGAGGAGGAGGGUGUGUGAAAGGAGGGUGCGAAGCCAGCCUUGCUUCUGGAAGUGGAACUUUCAAAAGGAUUGGGGGGGGGCAGCCUUGUGUUCUGCCAUGGGAUAAGGUGGGAUCCCUGAUCUGUUCUUGCUGUGGGAUCAGGUGGGGAAAUGGGGAGAGAAUCAAGUCAAAUCAACCCCCCCACCCCCCGCCAACCCCUUUAUUUUUUUUGGGGAAGACCCAUCACACACUGAAGUCUAUGGAUUCCGGAAACAUCCUAGGCAACUUGAUUUGACAAUUAAGACUUCCAUCUUACCCAUCCUCAAAAUGCUUCGGAAACUUUCCUUAAAAGUAGUUGGUGUAAUCGAGAUCCCCAGUCCUCAUCCGCCCUUCAAAUCCCCCCCCCCGCUCCGGAAUAUUAGAUGACUGCUAUCAUGCUUACCUUUCUUUUAAAACAGCCAGUUCCUUCAAACUUCAUUCACAAUAUACAAUUCUAAAAACUC